CCCUCCCUUAAUAAAUCCUUUUAAAUCCUCCACCAGUCCUCACACACACACACACACACCCCCACACCACACAGAGACUUCUUUAAUUUCCAAUCAAACCACUCUCCUCUCCUCUUCUCUCAACAAAACUGAAAGAGGAGAGAGAGAGAGAGCAUGGAAGAACAAGUUCAUGAAACUGGCAGAUGGGAUGGGUAUGUGGAUUGGAGGAACAGACCUGCAAUCAGAGGCACUCAUGGUGGGAUGCUUGCUGCCUCCUUUGUUCUGGUUGUGGAGGUAAUGGAGAAUAUGGCUUUUCUGGCAAAUGCAAGCAACUUGGUGAUAUACUUAUCGGAUUACAUGCACUUUUCUCCCUCAAAGUCUGCGAAUGAUGUCACCAAUUUCAUGGGCACAUCAUUCCUUCUGGCACUUCUUGGUGGCUUCUUAUCUGAUGCUUUCUUCACCACUUAUCACAUCUACUUGAUUAGUGCUUUUGUCCAAUUCCUGGGCUUGGUGAUACUCACUGUGCAAGCUCGAGAACCAUCUCUAAAGCCACCCAAAUGUAGCCUGGGAAGCUCAACUAUCCCAUGCCAAGAGGUUCAUGGUGGAAAAGCUGCAAUGCUAUUCCUCGGUCUCUAUCUGGCGGCAUUGGGCGUGGGAGGGAUAAAGGGUUCACUGCCACCUCACGGAGCCGAGCAAUUUGAUGAGACCACUCCUCAAGGGAGGAAGCAGAGGUCCACAUUCUUCAAUUACUUUGUCUUCUGUUUGUCCUGCGGAGCCUUAAUUGCAGUCACACUGGUGGUUUGGAUUGAAGACAAUAAGGGGUGGGAGUGGGGUUUUGGCAUCUCCACUAUUGUCAUUUUCUUGUCUAUCCCAAUCUUUCUCUCUGGCUCUACCUUUUACAAGAACAAAAUUCCCUCUGGAAGUCCACUUACAACCAUUUUCAAGGUUUUGGUGGCUGCUUCAGUGAAUACAAAUUGCGUGAGUAGAAGCCCAAGCAAUGCCAUUGCAAACAUGUCCAUAAACCCAUCUUCACCAUCUCAAAAAAACCAGACACCACGAGACCCAGCAAAAGCAAUCGAGAUUCCAACAAAGAGUCUCAACUUUCUCAACAGAGCUGUAGUAAACAAACCGCUCCGUCCCUCACUAGCAUGUACAGUCCAGCAAGUCGAAGAAGUCAAGAUUGUACUAAAAAUCCUACCAAUUUUCGCCUGCACAUUCAUGCUCAAUUGCUGCCUGGCUCAACUCUCCACAUUUUCAGUCCAACAAGCUGCUACCAUGGACACUAACCUCGGUUCCCUGAAAGUCCCACCGGCUUCACUCCCUGUAUUUCCUGUACUCUUCAUCAUGAUCUUAGCCCCAAUUUACGACCAUCUCAUCAUCCCAUUCGCUAGAAGAGUUACUAAAUCAGAAAUGGGCAUCUCUCAUCUGCAAAGAAUUGGGAUUGGUCUAGUCCUGUCGAUAGUAGCAAUGGCAGUGGCAGCUCUUGUUGAGAUUAAGCGAAAAAGAGUGGCGACAAAUACAGGACAACUUGAUGAAACCAAUCCAUUACCAAUUACAUUCUUUUGGGUUGCAUUUCAGUACUUGUUCUUGGGAUCGGCUGAUUUAUUCAGCUUAGCUGGGUUGUUGGAGUUUUUCUUUACAGAGGCACCAGCAAGCAUGAGAUCAUUAGCUACCUCUCUUUCAUUCGCGUCGUUGGCAAUGGGGUACUACCUUAGUUCAGUGAUUGUGUCGAUUGUUAAUGAAGUUACUGGUAAUUCAAAGCACAAACCUUGGCUCUCCGGUGCUAACUUGAAUCAGUAUCAUCUCGAGAGAUUCUACUGGCUCAUGUGUGUGCUCAGUGUAUUGAAUUUCUUCCACUACCUCUUCUGGGCUUCGCGGUACAAAUACAGAUCAUCAACAACACACGUAUAGAUGAAUUGGGGGCCGGGCUACAUCAUGCUUCACAAGUAGUCACAUUAAGCAACCACAUCAAGCAACUCCUUUCCUUCGGCUGUAUAUAUCACCAACUGCUUGACUUCCAUUACUGCCCAAUCGAAGAUGGAUUUCGUCCACCGAGAAGACAAAACAGAAGGAAACAGAAAAAGAAAAAGAAAAAAAAAAGAAAAGAAUCUUGUACUAGUUGCCCUGUUUUUGUAGUGACUACCUUAUACUACUUUUGAGCAAAUAUUUCUUAUUAUAAUCUA
Molecule: messenger RNA, 2162 nt
Organism: Tripterygium wilfordii
Lineage: Eukaryota; Viridiplantae; Streptophyta; Magnoliopsida; Celastrales; Celastraceae
Product: protein NRT1/ PTR FAMILY 4.6-like
Exons: 5
Coding region: 154-1890 (578 amino acids)
Biological process (GO): transmembrane transport
Cellular component (GO): membrane
Molecular function (GO): transmembrane transporter activity
Source: RefSeq, a predicted model, not a curated record